AUGCUGGCCUCGUUUGCCGUUGCAGCUCUCUGCGCUGGGCUGGUUGCCAGCUCCCCUCUGCGAGUUCGCUCUCCAUAUGUUGUAAAGGAGUCUCAUUUCCUUCCCAGCAAAUGGGAGAGAGUUGGUCCCGCUCCGGCAGACCAUGUAGUUAAUCUCCAGAUCGGUCUCAAGCAGAGUCAAUUCGACGAGCUCGAGCGGCAUUUACAUGAAGUGUCCGAUCCCGAUCAUGGUCGCUAUGGUCAGCAUCUCUCAGUGUCUGAGGUUAACGACUUGACCAAACCUUCGGACGACACCUGGGAUUUGGUCCACGAUUGGCUUCUCGGCAAUGGCAUCCACCCUUCGCGCCUCCAGUACAAUCCGGCAAAAGACUGGAUUUCAGUCUCCCUUCCUAUCAAUGCUGUUGAGAGCUUGCUCGAUACUAAGUACUCUGUUUUUGGACAUGAGGAUGGCGAUUAUCUUGUGCGAACACCGGAGUGGUCACUCCCUCAGCACCUCCACAAGCAUAUCGAUGUUGUUCAACCGACCAACUCAUUCUUCAGACCCCAGAAACUAGGUAGGAUGUUAAAAACCGUUGAGGAAAUCUCAGAAAAGCAGUGGCAUCCACUUCCUUCCCCAUCACCACCGAAAUACACCCCAGGCGGUGAUGCAGUUUCGGUAUGUAACACAUCGGCCGUGACACCCCUCUGUCUACGGACCCUCUAUGGCACUGUGGAUUACGUACCCCAAGUCCCGGGGAAGAACAAAGUCGGGCUCACUGACUAUCUCGCGGAAUCCAACAAUCGAUCCGACACAGCUCUUUUCCUCGAGCAAUACCGUCCCGAGGCCGUGUCCGCUGCCAAAGACUUCAAAGUCGUGGUAAUUGCAGACGGGAAUGACGAACAGACGCAGGAGACACCCGAGGAACUGGCAGCAGGUAAAGAUCUCGAAGGAAACCUUGACGUAGAGACGAUUAUCGGCAUUGGAUGGCCCACGCCUCUUAUUGCCUAUACGACUGGUGGAUCACCACCCUUCACGCCUGAUCUAACAACGCCAUCAAAUACAAAUGAACCAUAUCUUGAAUGGGUGAACUAUGUGCUCGGGCAAGAUGAUCUCCCCCAAUCCAUCUCCACAAGCUACGCAGACAGCGAGCAAACUGUCCCAUACUCAUACGCCAAAUCAGUAUGUGGCAGCUUCGCAAAACUCGGCGCCAGAGGAAUCUCUCUCUUCUUCGGCUCUGGCGAUAACGGAGUGGGACGGUCUGGGGACUGCCUCACCAACGACGGCAAGAACACUUCUACAUUCCUAGCACUGUUCCCCACCUCCUGCCCCUAUAUCACCUCCGUCGGAGCCACCAAAUUCAUCCCCGAAGUCGUCGCCACCGAUGCCCGCAACGGAUUUGUUUCCGGCGGCGGCUUCUCGAGAUACUUCCCUCGUCCCUCAUACCAGGACCACAUCGUCCCCCGCUACGUCGAAUCCCUCGGAGACCAAUUCAAAGGUUUAUACAACAAGGAAGGCCGUGGAUAUCCUGAUCUUGCAGCCCAAGGAUACCACUACGUGACCGUCUGGAACGGAACCAUUGUCUCUCUGGACGGGACUUCGGCGUCAACUCCCACCAUAGCUGCGAUUAUCAGUCUCGUAAAUGAUGCUCUUAUCGCGGAUGGCAAGCCACCGUUGGGAUUCUUGAACCCUUGGCUGUAUAAGAGAGGAUAUAGAGCUUUCACGGAUGUUACGAGCGGGAGCGCUAGUGGCUGUAAUAGCACGGGGUUCCCGGCUCAGGAGGGUUGGGAUGCUGUGACUGGUUUUGGUACUCCGUACUUCCCUAAAAUCCUUGAUAUCUUGGACGUUGAGCCGAAAAAGGGGCAUCACGGGUCAUAG
This is a messenger RNA of Venustampulla echinocandica, 1854 nucleotides long. Its product is annotated as Tripeptidyl peptidase. Lineage: Eukaryota; Fungi; Ascomycota; Leotiomycetes; Helotiales; Pleuroascaceae. The transcript has 3 exons. Gene Ontology annotation, molecular function: tripeptidyl-peptidase activity; serine-type endopeptidase activity. The coding region runs from base 1 to 1854 and encodes 617 amino acids. Gene Ontology annotation, biological process: proteolysis. The record is from RefSeq and is a predicted model, not a curated record.